AUGGAGAAGCCAGCACCGGCAAAGCCUGCAAAGCCCAAAAACCCCACAAAACCCACAAAGCCUGCAGCACCAGAAGAAGCACCAGCGGAGGCAGAACCACCUGCAACUAUAACUGAUGGUGUGUAUACAGCACAUUCAUAUGGGAUGAGGUUUCUCAUAAAGUAGAGGAAUGCACAAGAAAUGCAAAGCUUCCGUCUGCUUCUAUUCCAGGUCCAACUUGUGGUCUCCAAAGUCUUUUUAUUUAUUUAUUUUGUUAUCUGGUUUUUCAAAUCAAAAUUUUACAAUCACAUAUCAAUAUACAAUAUAAAAACAAGAUUCCAGAGAAUUUCAUGGACUUCCCCCCUCCCCUUUGUGGGUCCUAAUGUUAGUCAUUUCCUCCUGCAUCUUUUGUAAUAAUGCAAACAUUUACAUUUCUACAUGUGUAUCUAAUUUAAACAUUAUGUUAUUGUAAUAGGGCAUUAAGUACAGGACAACAAAAGUGAACAUUGUGAACUCUCAUACUUGACAAGAGACUUAUACUCCAACCAAUGGGUUCAUAGUCUUAUCCUCCAUGUUAUAAUGGCUUGUUGUUUCACAGAAAAAACUGAAAGGGUGGAGACGCCAACACCCGAAAAGGGUGCAGAGUCCAUAGAUAAUGAAGCACCCAGAAAGGAUUCAGCAACAGCAGCAGCAGCAGAUGAAACUGGUGGUCUGUAUACAGCACAGUCAUAUGGAAUGAGGUUUCUCAUAAAGUAGAGGAAUGCAUGGGAAAGGGAAGUUGACGGAGGGACAGGCAGGGAGUGGAACCAGUCGUGUUGUGCUAGGGAGGAGUGCAGAGAAAAGCACACAAAGCUCUUUGGGUGCCAGUGAUCCACGAAGCCCCAUAGAAACCCCAGGAUUCAGCCCACUCUUUGCUUAGGCAGAAUGAGGCAGUUGCCUCAGGUAGCAGAUGCUGGGGUGGGUAGAGAUAUGUAGACCACACAAGCUGCACUGCACCUCCUCAGUUAAUCUGCUGCUCCAUCAGCAGCAUCCAAAUAAGAGCCAAUGGCCAGCCCAGCCCAGCUUCUGUAUGUGGAAUUAUGUGUACAGAGGGAGAAUCUUGCCAUUUGUUUGGGGAGCAGAAAGUCCUUUAGUAUCAAAGGCUACUGUCUUCUGAUCCAGACAUUGGUCAGAAAAGCUUUCUCAAGCAGCAAGGUAUCCCCCCUUGCUUCCUCCACCUGCUUACCCACCCAGAUUACCACCCCUUGAACAGUUGACUGUCUCUGGCUGAUGGCUACCACAGCAUAUGGAAACCCCUUUUCCUGGGUUGGGAAUGGUAUGUUGGCUCCUGAUGGCUAAAGUAGAAUUUUCUUUCUUCAAGCAUCUGGUUUUCAGAGCAUGGUUGCUUUCAUCACAUCUCCAACGGGUGAAAGAUUUGUCGUACUUGAGAUUUGCAUCCUUAGUGCCAUGACACUGCUGAUUUUCCUUCUAUGUAAGUACAUAAUUAGCAUACUUUGCAACUAAUGUCACGGGCUUUCCUUCAAUGCCAACAGCAUUUCCAAAAAGAGAUGGCAGGAUCCACCUUCCAUUUAUCCCUUUCAUCUCUCUUUGAUAUAAUGGAGGGAGUUACAGCUGUCACCCAGUGAGAGCAAUGUCACUGUUUUGUUCUCCCUGAAUAAGUGAGUUCCAGCACUUGGAACAGAAGAACAGGCUUGCACAAGUCCCUGGGACACCCUGGACAAUUCCCUUUCCCAGUUGCAAUUCUUUGCACCUUUCCCAACUAAUCCUCAUUUGCUGGGGAGAGCCCCCAUUCCUGGUCCUCGCCACCCUGCCCUCUACUAGGUCUCCAUGUCGGAAAUCAAGCCUAUAUCAGUAGUAACUGGCAACUCUCCAGGCACCCGGCUUGAUCUCCUGUUGACCUCCCUGUCUGCAUUCCCCAGGAGGAUACAGGCUAGGUCGCGACAGGCGAUCCUUCUCAGCGUGAGAACACACCCCUCUUUCCUGCCCCCCCCCCCGGGCAGGGGAAAGAGAUAGACAGAAACGUAUUUACAUGCCUUUAUUUCUGUCUUUGCAGCGUUACAAAAAACAUGACUGCUCUCUUCAAACUCCAGCAGUCGAGAGAGAAAACACUUCCUGUAUAAGAGCAAAAGGAAGAGCUCAUAUUACACUCUGAGCUAAUUCCGGUGCAUUGCCCUGUGAAUUGACUGUCCCUCUGUUUCCCACGGAACAGUCCUAACAUUCCAUCAUGUGCUGUUUUCAAGCUAGCAGCUCGCGGCAGCAUUGCUUCUAUAUCGUAACAUACUCCCCCAUAUGAAUCAAUGUGCUCUGCGAGCAAAGCUUGAUCCAGAGAAGAAAACAAACAGUUGUUAUAUAUAUAUAACACUCCCCUGUUGUUUCAGUUCCACCCUUGGAACUACCCGCCACUGGUUUCCCCAGUGUACCUCUCUGGUUGUCUGACUUCCAAGGAAUGAGUGCAUCUGCAUUACCUUGGCUAGGGAAUGUAGUGUUAUGCUUAGCAACUCCCUGUUGUGUCUUUGUCUCUGACUUAGACACACCUUUAACCUGUCUUGAGUUGUCAACAAUAGUAACACAUGCUACAGCUGAGUUAGCAAACUCUUUUGAAUACCUCUUGGGUGGUACACCCUCUGUAACUCUCUCGGACCUGCGUAUGAGGUGCUGAUCCUCUCUGCUCAUUGGUUCAGUUUCAGGACUCUUUGGAGAACCAGUUCCAAUAGUAAACAGUGGUUCAUCCUUCACCUGUGAAGGUCUCUUGUGUGAGAUUUCCUCUCAAUGACUGUGUCAACUGAGCUCUUUGAGCUAUCACUGUCACUCUCAGUAUCACUGUAAUCAGUAAAAUCAUCAUCAUCAUUUGAAUUGUCUUCAGUGGGAAAUGUGUGAACAAUUACUCUCUCCUGUUCAGGAGCACUCUCUAGAAAUUUUGUGAGAACCACCUGACCAGAUUCAGACAAAAUUACUCUGUAGAGACCCUUUUCAUAACCCACAAAAAUGCCUCUAGCAUUCUUUACUCCACCUGGAGCAUCAGAUUUCACAUGAGACCCAAAAACCUUAAAAUGGGCAACAGAAGGUUUUCUGUGGAAUAGCUUUUCAAAAGGAGAACUUCCUAAACUUUUUGAAACCUUUCUCAACCAAGAGUAACAAUAACUCAAUAAUGAUUCCGCCCAAUACUCAUGUGGCAAAUGUGAACUCAGCAAUUGUGCCUUCAUGCCAUUUUGCAAUUCUUUGUUCACUUGCACACAGACACUUCUGUUCCAUGCACCUGCUGAAACAGCAGUCUUGUGCCUUAUCCCUUUCUUAUCCAGGAAAUCCUGAAAAUCCUGCAAAAGAAAAACUGGCUUUUCAUCUGUGAAAAGACAAUCAAUGUUAGCAUCAUGAACAUUUUUAACUUUGUCACAAAACUCUUUAAACCUUUCUAAGGCUUCUUGUGGUUUGUGCAUUAUGUAUAUCCACACAUAAUGAGAGAAAUAAUCAACACACACGAGAUAAUAUCUUGCAUUGCCUCUAGAUGGUGCUAGAGGACCAAUCACAUCAGCAUACACUCGCUGAAAAGCUUUGGUUACUUGCGUCGUUUCCUGGACGUUUUUCUUCAUACCUGCAAGCGAAAUCAUGUUAGACUCAGAUGCAUUACAACUUAUGCAAUCACUUUGAUUAAAAGUCAACAAAUACAGUCCAUCUUUCUCUCUGGCAGAAAGAUACAGUUCUCCAUCUUUGAAGAUUUUGCAGCUUUCUCUAUCAUAGGACAAAAUCAGUCCUUUCUUUGUGAUCUGCGAAACACUUAGCAGAUUGAACUUUAAAUCAGGAACCAAAUACACAUUGUUAAUAGUCAGGUUCAGACUCUCAAGAUACACAGUUCCAAACCCGGUCGCUUUCAGCUCCUGGCCAUUGGCCUGUUUCACAGUGAAGCUUUGCUUCUUAAACGUUGAAAACAGUCCUCGGCGCGACGUCAUGUGUUGCGUGCAUCCCGUGUCAAGAACAAAAGUGUUCUCCGUUGAAAAUUCGGCUUUUGUUGACAGCAAUGCUUUUGCAGGUUUCACCUGGGACUUGGUACGACUUUUGCCUGACACCUCAGGCUUUGCAGAGCUCCCCUUAGCUCCUUUCUGUUGACGUGGCUUCUUACAAUUCCGCUGAAGAUGCCCAGUCUGUCCACAAUUGUAACAACGGACAACGUUCAAAGCAACAGCCUGUUCUUCACUUGCAGCAGCAGUGGGGGUGUCAGAACUCCAAGCUUCUCUCCCCCUGUCUUUGACAUCUAUUGCAGCAAGGCGAUCUCUCUCAUUGAGAAUCACGGCACAAAUUCUUUCCACUGUAAGAUCUCGGGCAGGUAGAGAACCCAGCUGACUUGCAACGGUUUUAUAAGUCCGAUUAAGGCUGUUAAUAAUAAUGAAGCAGAAUAUCUCUUCCUGUAGAGGGAAAUUGCGUUGCGCCAUCUGCUGGCGUAAGAAUUUCAUCUCUGUCAGAUGCGCUUGUACAUCUCCAUCAGGCGCUAGCCUUAGAUUGGUCAGCUUUUCAAAAUGCAGCAACGCUGAAGAACCAGCAUCUCUUUGAUGUAUUCUAUGCAGCAUUUGCCAAAUCUCACGCGCAUAUUCCAAAUCCUGAAUAUGCACCAGUUGAUCAUCUGAGAUACACAGAAUUAUGGCCGUCCUGGCUCUCACAUUCUGUGAAUUCCAACCUGGCGUUGGUGCAGCAGGGAUGGGGUUAUCAAUCACCCCAAAAAUCCUCUGAUUCUGAAGCAGGGCUUUUAUCUUUACAGACCAUGAGGAAUAAUUGUCAUUAUUCAGUGGAGGUGGGUAAGGUAAGCCUCCCCCCUUCUUGGUAUCCAUUUUGAAUCCAAGUCUCAGCUCUCACUCUCGAGCCUGUAAAAUUCCAAGAGUCUAUUGGCUGUUCACUGCGUUGCACUUGGCAGCUAAACGCAGGCUGUUUUGAAAGUCCCUCCAAGAGCAGUGAGAUAGCAGACAAAACAAACGCUGUUUUCCCAGUGUUUUUCCAGCCUCUCACUGUGCCAGCCUCACUUCCGUGUUGGCUAGUAACUUUCCACUUUACUGACGUUUCGUUGCUUAGCAACUGGACAUUCCAGGCUUGAGCAGCAAACCUUAUCAGUCCCAGGAAUGUGAAGAAUGUGGCUCUCUCUCAGUACUGGUUUUUUAUCCAAAAAGCAGCUUUUGUGAACCAGAGAAGAAUCAAUUUGCGUUCACUCUUUUAGCCCAUAAUUCAGCAUACCUUAGGGGUUCCGUUGCUCCUGGCUUAUCAGCAAAAACGUCUGCUUCAGAGCUCAGCCGUCUUUUGUAGCUUCCAUCCGCACGCUACCAUAUCUUCCUUUAUCUCCUUGCAGAGGAUGAAGUACGAUCCAUCAACCAUCCUCUGCUACCAGAUGUUGGAAAUCAAGCCUUUAUCAGGAGAAACUGGCAACUCCCCAGGCACCCAGCUUGAUCUCCUGUUGACCUCCCUGUCUGCAUUCCCCAGCAGGAUACAGGCUAGGUCGUGAUAGGCGAUCCUUCUCAGCGUGAGAAGAACACCCCCCCUCUUUCCUGCCCCCCCGGGCAGGGGAAAGAGAUAGACAGAAACUUAUUUACAUACCUUUGUUUCUGUCUUUGCAGCGUUACAAAAAACAUGACUGCUCUCUUCAAACUCCAGCAGUCGAGAGAGAAAAUACUUCCUGUAUAAGAGCAAAAGGAAGAGCUCAUAUUACACUCUGAGCUAAUUCCGGUGCAUUGCCCUGUGAGUUGACUGUCCCUCUGUUUCCCACGGAACAGUCCUAACAUUCCAUCAUGUGCUGUUUUCAAGCUAGCAGCUCGUGGCUGCAUUGCUUCUAUAUCGUAACACUCCAGUGCAAAGAAGGAAAGUUCUUGGGGAAAACAGGCUGCAGAGGAUAAAGCCAUGGCCAAAGUGGGUGGGUCCAGAGCCUACCUAAAUAUCGAAAUAUAUGCAGGACUUUUUUCAGCCGAAAUUCAUCAGGACUCUGUUCCGGCCCCUCUCAGAUGGGCUCCGUUGCUAAUCUAAAAGAACAAGGGAGGCAUUCAUGCUAAGUUCCAGUGUCUCUUUUUCUAGAAAAAUAGCACUGGAUAGAUGAACAAAUGGCUUAUUUUCAUAGCUAAUUCAUUUUUAAAGGGCACUCAAAGUAAGCAAAGCUUCGGGGGAGGAAACCAAAUAAUCCAAGAAUUUACAUAUUUUAAGCAUACGGCAGGGCAUGAGGGAGCUUGGCAAAUCCCAUUCUGUAGGACAAAGAGGACAGGUCUAUCUAGACAACCAAAAAUCUAAAGCUUUCAAAGGAAGGCCAACCAUCUGAUGACAGAAGGAACAGGUCAAAUGGAAACAGGAUUUCAGAGCACCAGGGCAGCCACAAUCAAGGCAUUGGAAACGUCAAUUUUCCAUUUCUCCCUAGGGCUGGGAGCAGAAAAUAUUAAAAAUAUUAAAAGCAGUUUGAAACCAAGUAUCCCCUCCCCCAGCUCAUCAGACUACUAAGUUAGAACACAAUUUCUUCAUUUCUUUUCUACCUACCUCCUCCUUAGAUCAGAAGGAAAUGAAAAAAAGAGUGGAGAUUCAAAUGGCAAUGAACAUGAUUCGAAACUUUGUUGUUGGGACUGAUAAAUUCUAUGAGGACAAGGAUGGUAAGCAUUUUAUUUACACAUCCUCACUUUUGCUAGAACAUGUUUAAUUUAUACAGACUUCAAUUCCUGUAGUUCAAUUUGGGAUUUAUAUUGUGUGAGCAAUACAUAUAUUCAGUGAAACUCAUCACUUUUUCAUUUCUCAGCAGGAAGAAAAGUAGACGGUUGUGAUUCUCACAUCCCCCCACCAGAAAUGCUGUCCUCCCCCGUCACACUGUAACUCACAGUGUUUGUGCUACUGCAAAAUUUUAGCACUAGCACAAGGGAACUUUGGCCCCACUUCUCCCUGCAUGCCAUCACCAAAGCUGCUCUCCAGGGUGGGGAAAACUUCAGAAAACAUGGGGGAAAGAGGGAAAGGGGCUGAAGAUUGCAUUGCACAAGGAGAAAUCCUUGCACUGACAUAAUGACCCCCUUAGCUCUAUGUGGAAUGCAACUCUAUAUCCACUAAUAAAAGAGUUUGUCCACCUCUAUUUUCUUAGAUCUCAGAAAGCAUAAUUGAAAACUGCAAAAUAUUCUGUGUAUACUUGGCUUUACUGUGGGACUCAAGGUGGGAAUUGUUUUGUGACCUUGUGAUUCCCAGCAGAAAAGGAGAACAAAGGAAGGGAACAUUAGAGAUACUUCAUGAGCCAGUUUUAAUUUAGAAUAGGAGAGUGGAUUGCAUGGGUCUUUGGUCUGAUCCAGCUGCAGGAUUCUUCUGAGGCUUUCCAUUGGUGAUCUCAGCCACAGAGAAUCAAGUCUGUCCUCAUAUUCAUAAGAACCCCAUCCUGGAUGUCUGCUUCGUGUUUCACGCUAGAGUGUUUUAAAAUGUUUGGAAAUGGUUUCUUAAUAUUUGCAGAUUGUUAUUUCAGAUACUCCUGUUUUAAACUGUUUCAUAUCUUUUAGACUUACAAAUACUUGCUGCAGCUCAAAACAUAUCAGAUAAAGUGCGGUUUCUUGAAAACAGAAAUGAUGAACUGCAAAAGGAAAUUGGUAAGCUACCCUAUGAUGCUGAAGAAUUGUAGCGCAGUGGGAACCUGCCCUGAGUCUGCACCAGUUGAAUGCCCCUCCUCUAGCUGAAUACUCUUAGAGCCAGAGCAGAGUGCUGCCCUCCUUUGCACCUGGCCACCCUAGGGAAACAUCAGAGAUAUUCAGUUCAGCUCUCCUGAUCUGCUGAAUUGAUUUAGCUUCUAUGGUGAGGAAAGAAAAGACUUCGUCAUUCUUUGCUGUAACAGAGACAAUCAAAACAGGUCAGCUAAAAGACCUGUCCUUUAUUAUAUUCACCCAUGGGAGAGAGAUUCUUGAAUAGCACUCCCGAGGCAACUUCCACCAACUUGGGCAGUGGGGUGAUUGGUGCAACAGCAAAAUCUCUCUUUGUUUCACAAGCCCAUCAUCAGAAAGAAGUCCUCAGGGCCACUCACAUAGUGAAUUGGCUCAUUGGCAUGUGGGUUAGAAUACCUGUGGACAAUAGCAAUCCUCUCUCUACCCACAGGCCUGAUCUGUUGCCACAGCAAGUACCCAGACCACAAAGCUAGGUCACAAUAGGGUCCUCCAUUUAUCUGCACAGGUCUCUAAGGUGGGCUCUCCUUCACUGGAAACACUUCCUAAAUAGGUAAUGAAUUUUAGGUGGGUUCCCACCAAGCAAGACCCAGUGAUAACAGCAAGAACCUUUAUUGAACUAACAGAACUGGACAACAGGGGCAAAGCAAAUGCUUACAGACAUUUCUGAAGUCCUGGAUCACUCCCACUCUCAAGAUGAUUGGCUGUCUAAACUCCCAAGCUGAGAAUCAUAACUGAGAGUUUAAGGGCCAAUGGCCCAAAUCCUGAAAUGUCCUGUGAUUGGAUAUCAUGUAUCAAAUCAGAACACAGCUGCUCAGAAUCCUUAGUCCAGACUCAAGCUCAGGCAAACAUAGACCACUGAAUACAUAACACCCCUCCCUCUUAGGCACAAAACUGUAUCCCCGUCAACACACAUAGUCAUCAAAGUGGUGAGGGCAGUGCCUCACCCUCUGGGAGUGCUGAAGCUCGUUGCCUUGGGUCCUUGGGGAUGCCCAUGAAGCUGCAGCUGUUGUCGUGGGUGUCACUGAUGUAAUUGACUCUGCGCUGUCUGGUGGUGCAGUGUUGGGGCCCCAUUCCUCAGCCCUACCCUGGGCCACUGGGUUCUCAUAGGGUGCAUCAGUCUGUGAGCCAGGCUGAUCGUUCACCUUGUCCCUGUUCUUGGGUGUGGUAGCAGUGACUAGAGCUGGGGCAUCAAACAGACGGUGGGGUGUUUGGUCCACAUGCUGGCAGUGGACCUGAACAUCUGGUGUGGCAGCCUUGUAGGAGCCUAGCCCAGUGCCCUGGUAACAGUGGUGGAGAGCAAGGCAGGACAAUCCCCAUAGUUCUUGAUGUAGACAGGGUCAUCAGAGGUGAAUGACCUGGGGGCUGCUGGAGCCUCCCAGCCAACAGGUGGAUCAGAUGCCAGAUUAGGGUGCAAACAAUCCAGGAGUAAUGCCAGCUUCCGGUUCAUGAGGAGCUGUGCUGGGCUUCAACCUGUGACAAUGCAGGGUUUGAUGUGCUGCUGCAGCAGAAAAUCCACUAGGCACUUGUUCCAGUCCCCCUGGGCAAUCUGAGUGAGGGAUUCCAUGGUGGUCCUCACCAUUUUCUAAGCCCAUCCAUCCAUUGAUGUGUGGAACGCUGCUGCUGUGACAUGCUGGAUUAGGUUGUUGGUCGUGGAACUGGAACUUGGUUGAUGUGAACUGUAUGCCAUUGUCAGGCCGGGAGAGGCAUAAGCCAAGACAGCCAGUGGGAUGGAUCCCACUCUCUGUCCUGGCUUCUUCUUUAGCAGCACGCAGGCUCUCCCAGGCAAGGGGAGCCUUCAUCCACUGCCCGGGAGGCUGUGUGCGGCUAAGGCUCCCCCAAGAGCCACACUCCCUUUAAAGAGCGCACGGAGCGUAUAUGCGGCUCUUGGGGACUUUUCCCCAAGGAGGAGAAGGGCAGCCCUUCUUCCUCCUCAGGGAAAAGCCCCCAAGAGCCACACGCACGCUCCACGCGGCUCUUUAAAUGGAGCGCUUACAGUGCCUCCCACCUGCAUUCACUCCAUAAGAUGCACACACAUUUCCCCUUACUUUUUAGGAGAGGAAAAGUGCGUCUUAUAGAGCGAAAAGUACAGUAUAUCUUUGCCAACUUAACUGGCCUUAAGUACCACCUAUAGAAAAUCUUUACAAAAUUUUCUUUAAUUGUAUAUGAGGCAGUAAAUCAUAUAUCCUCUUGCCAGAGUUUCUCCCAUUGCUCUGGAUAGAUAGUAUGUCCGAGAUCCUGAGAACAUUUAAUCAUCGUUUCUUUCACUUCUUCCUCCAUCAGUUCCCAGUCCAAUGAAAGAUUAUAUGUUUUGGAUAACAAUUUCUUGUUAUUCUGUAUCACUGUGACGUUAAAUUUCAAAUCCUCUUUUGCAAAUCCUUUCUUUUGAUCCGAGUUGAAUAUACUUCUAAGUUGUAUAUAAAGCCAUCUGUCAACUUCAUAUUGCUGUAUCUCUUCAUAGGAUUUUAAUCUGAGUUUCCCUUGUUCAUCUUCCAAUAAUUGUCUAUAUGUUGGCCAAUUUGUCCCCAUAUUCAGUUUUUUGAUAGCAUAUGCCUCCAGCGGUGAUAUCCACCAAGGUGUCUGUGGUUCCAGAUAUAAUUUAUAUUUGUUCCAAACUUUAUAUAAUGCACCUCUUAAUACAUGACUUGUGAAUUCUUUAUUGCAUUUUACUUUCUCUUAAUACACAUGCCAUCUGUGUCUAUUAUUAAAGCUUUCAAGAUCCAAUAUAUUAAUUUUUUCCAAUCUAAUCCAAUGUCUUACCCAUAUUAAACAUUCUGCUUCAUAAUAUCAUUUUAGAUUUGGCAAUGCUAAUCUUCCCCUUUCCUUUCUUUCUGUCAAUAAUUUAUAUUUUAUCCGUGGGUUUUUCCUUGCCAUACGAAUCUCAUUAUAUCUUCCCUCCAUUCUUCAAAGCAAUUCUCUUUAUUUAUAAUUGGUAUUGUUUGGAAUAAAUAUUUCAUUUUCAGCAGGACAUUCAUUUUAAUUAUGGAGACUCUUCCCCAUAUUAAUAACAUUAAUCUACUCCAGGUUUCAAAACCUUUCCUUAUUCCUUUCCAAACUUUCUCAUAAUUAUUUUUGUACAGAUUAAUAUUCUUCAUAGUUAGAUCUAUAACGAAAUAUUUUGCUUUCUUAACAAUCUGUAAGCGAACCUUUUCCUGAAGUUCUUUUUACUCUUGUUCUUGCAUAUAUUUUACCUAAGUUUUGUCUUUUCCAUAUUCAUUUUAAAGCCACACACCUUGCCAAAGUCAUAUAUUAUAUUUAUUGCUUCAGUGAUACUUGCUUCUGGUUCUUCUGUUCUUAACGAAAUAUCAUCCACAAAAGCCCUGAUCUUAAAAACCACUUUUCCCAAUGUUAUUCCUAUGAUCUCUUUGUCUUUCCUUAUUUCCGACAACAAUAUUUCUAACAUCAAUAUAAAAAGGAUGUCAGGAAUUCCUCUAGAUUCCUCUCCCCACCUCCGCAACUGGACAGUUAGCCUAGAGAGAGAAAGAGAAUUUUGAUAAACCACAGCUACUCCCUCUUCCCAACCUUCAAGUCUGCCCUGAUGCUGCCCUGAGUAUCCAGGUGGAAACAAGUGGGUAAGGCCCCUGGGGUUCAGAUAAGGCUUGUGAAGGAACAUGCAUCUUUUGUCUAUUCCCUCAAAUAAAAGGUUCUUCACUGUGCUCCCUUUUCCAGCUAUGCCCCCCCCCCAGGUAUUUCCUGUAGCAUCAUGAAGUGGUUGAAGAGUUAAUGUUGCUCUUCUUUUAAUCUUUUUGAGCUUCCUAGAUGAAUAUAUGUUAUCAUGUGGCCACAGAAAUGAACUUAACAAAAAUAAUUGAAAUCUGCACAGGCAUACAAGUUUGUUCCUCUUAAAUUCUUUUUCUUUUUCUCUUCUUCCUCUGGCUUGACUGAAAGACAUCCUUACUAGAAACUUGAAAGAUGGCUGGAUUAUAUUUUCAAAUUCGUUCUAUCUGUUUUCUGCUGAGCUACGCUCAUGGAUGGAUUCCCAAAAAAAGUGUGAGAGGGAAGGCGCCAAGCUCAUUUCUAUAGAAACAGAGGAAGAACAGGUGAGCAUCAAAGCCAAGUAUUGAAAAAGGUAGGGGAUCUCCUUGAGUCAAAGGGAUCCUAUCAUCACUAUCCAAUUAAGAAGUUCCAAUACACCUAUAUGCAGCCAGGACAGCAACUCCAUCAGUCAAGCCAAGAGGUGGGUGGGGCAGGGACCAGCUGCUACCAUCUGGGGCUAACUAAGGUUUCUUGGUGCUGCUGAACUCUAAUAGAAUGAAGCUGGUAGUCAGGAAGGAGGUCUUGAAGGAGGAGUAGAUACUUGAGGGAAAUCGUGUAGAUUCUUCCUCUGCUCUUUGAGAUGUACUGAGUGCUUAGAAAAAAGGCUUCCCUCACCACCCUAGCCCUCUGGCAUGAGAGUAUCAUGGAGAUGACUCUAGAGGAGCUUGCAAGGUAUAUCCCUCUCCCAGCCCCUUAGCCCAGGAAGAGGCUACUAGGGUGCUGUAGGGCACAGACAUAGGUGAGACCCCAUCAUCAACCCAUCAAGCAUACCACAACCAGACUGAUUCCAGUAGCUCUGGAACCAGCAAACAAGCAUGGAUACAGAAAUUGAAGUAUUUGCUAUACAGGUCAAUGUCCAACUGUUCUAUGGCAAAGUCAUUUAUAGUAUCUGGAAAUUUUAACUCUGUGUCAUGACUGAAACACAUAUGUAGCCAGUCUCGGUGAGGGCAGGUGAAGUUCCUCUUCACUACAAUAUUUCCUCUUUGGGAUACUUCAUUGAUUCCAUCAUCCAUCAUCAUCAUCAUAAUUUGGAUCAGGGGGACAAUAGUGCAUAUACCAUACUUGGAAUAUUAUGUAUAAUUUUGAUCACUGUUUCCCCUCAAAAAUAUGGAUUGGACCUUCAGUGGUGACACCUGCUCCUUUUGAAAUGUGUUUGUUUUAUGCCUGUUCAAUGUCUGCAAAGGACUAUAGUCUCCCAGAGAAAGGGACAUUGUCUGGGGAUGCUCCUCAUUCAUAGGGAUGAUUUUCUGUUUUUUUCUUUCCACUCCUACUCUAGUUUUUUAUAAACCAUCAAGUAAAAAUUCGUAGAAAGUUUUUUUGGACUGGACUCUUUAAAGACAAGGAAGCGGUUUGGAAAUGGCUAUCAGGGAAACUACCUGAAUUCCAGUAAGUUUUUGAAGCAACAUUUGUUAAUGGCAUAAAUUCCCAAAACUUGCAGAUUCUGUUUACAUAAUUGAUCCUUUCCCUCUCCAAAUAUAUUUUGUCAUGUAAUUUUCUCUACUACCAAAGACCUACAUAUGUACUCCUCCACGUCACUGUCCAGGUGAGUGACUGCUGCUUCUCACUAGUUUGGAGAUGCAGGAAGGCUACUCUUUCUGCUUCUCUAACCUAAUGAAUGUGGUGAUUCGGAAGAGGCUGAAGGCAUCCUUAUAAAUGGUUUGUGCUGAUCAGCUCAGCUUCAAAAGGACUAACAAGAACCUAAAGCUGAGCUACCCUCUCUUUAGGAAAGUAUUUCUACAGUUAUCUGCUAGACAAUCUGAAUAACCAGCAAUCUCAAACCUAAAAUAAUAAGAGCAGAUGAAGUAAGUGUGUAAGAUAGGGUAGAUGAAUCUCACUCUCUUGUAUAUAAUCAUAGACACAUAGAAAUUUAGAGUUGGAUGAGACACCGAUGGUCAUCUAUUCCAACCCCUACAAAGGUGGAAUCACAACUGAAGAAGCCCUGGCAGAUUCCUAAUAGUUUUUGCUGUCAGCUGGCAGUUUAAGACAGUUCAUGGUUCCCUUUAAGUAUCUAACAAUUCUUUUCAAGCUGUGUUGAUGGAUGUACAAGGUCAGAGUAAAUUCCCACGCAUCCACAGCUUGGUAUUAGAACAGUGAACUGGUCUGGUAUUUGUUACCAAGACUGGAUUAACAGAGGGCUGCUUUAAAUUUUACAAGUUCUCCUGGAACAAAAUCCAAUGACAUUCAUCUCCAUUGAUGCGCCCAAUACCAACCACUAAUCCUUUUUGGCAAAGGUAUUGAGUAAACUGUCAUGGCCUAAAAUUUGCCGCUGUUUCUUUAAUACAAAAGGAACUGAGUCGGCAUGAGUCAGAAGCCUACAAUGAAUCGGCAAAGCCUGCAUGACUCAUGCAACCUUUCACCUACAUAUGCCUGUACAUAUGGAGUGGUCAUUGAUUGUAUGUGGAUUGGUUGGAUGGUAGAAAGUUGGCUGAGUUUGGUGUGUAUAAAAGAUUUCGGUCGUUGUUGGAGAAGACUUUUUUUAAGAAUAAAAGCAGAAUUCUGCAAAUAUACUCUUUUGUGCCAACAAGGGUCUGAGGACCAGGUGAAGGAGUCAAAGGAAGUCAGAACCUUUUCUUUUUCAAACACUGACGUAAACUUUACAAAUGGGCAGGGAGCUUGUAUAAUACUUGCUGGGAACUUAAACCCUGUAUGCCAGUGGUUCCCAGUUAGCUAAGUACUGCAGACCCCUUGUUUUUCAAAAGCCAAACCAUGGGCCACCUUACCUUUGAACAUUUUGAUAUCUCUGCAGCAGUUUUUGUUAUGUGAAUGGCAUCAUGGAGUCCACCAAUUGGGGACCAAUGCUAUAUGUGAUCUUAGAAUUGAUCAAAGGUCAGAUCCAACCCAAACAUGUCAUGGGAGUUUUUAAAAAACCUAUUAAACCAUUAUUAUUAACAACAAUUUAAAAGGUUCCUGGAGAGCUAAAAAUGAGGGACUUAUAGAAUACAUUUACAACAGAAUUUUAGAUCUGUGUGGUGGGACUUGAUUCAGUAUACAAUGGACACUGGAGAAUGCAAGGCUUUACUAGAAGUGAUAAUAAGUGGGGGCUAGCGUGAUAUUUUUAUCAACUAUGGAUAAUUGAUUAAACAUAGAACCAGCACGUAAGAUUUAGAUAAGAUAUAUGUGAGAGAUAUCAUAUCAUUUCAAUCAAUCAACUCCAUAAUGGCUUUGUGGUUAUAGAUUAUAUUUUGUAUUUCAGUUGUAGACUUAGCUAUUUUUGUUUCUGUGUAGUGUAGUGUAGUGUAGUGUAGUGUAGUGUACUGUAACCCGAAGUGCUUGUAACCAGAGGUGUUUGUAACCCGAGGUACAACUGUAUGGAUAAUUGAUUAGAAAAAACUUAGAACCUUCAUGUUAGAUUUUGAUAAGAUAUAUAUGAGAGAGUUAUCAUACCAUUUCAAUCAACCCUAUAAUGGCUUUGUGGUUAUAGAUUAUAUUUUGUAUUUCAGUUGUAGACUUAGCUAUUUUUGUUUCUGUCAUUGCUAUUCUCAUGCAUGGGGUGGGUGAUGGAUGUGAGAUGAGGUGGAUGAAGGCGGAUGCAAAUCUAACAAGGUUUUAACAUGCUCAGAACAAUCACUACUGGGCUAACUCUGCUAUGAGAGAGUAAGGAUCUCUCUUCCAAAACCCUCUCUCCAAAACCCACAAUGAUAAAAAGCAGAUCUGAGGAGGAUGUGGGUGCAUAUGGAGAGGAGAGAGGGGCAGUUCUGUUGCAGAAAUGGAAAUCCUGGCAAUAGCAGAAGUACUGCACUGGAUACGGCCCAAAAUUGUUAAAUAAAUUGAAUGCAAGUUCUUGUGUGUAACAGAGCCUUCCAAAGGGAGACCUCAUUAUUUUUUUUAUUUUUUUUGUAGUUUCCUAAGAGAAAUUAUUUCAUAUAAGAAGAAGAAAGACAGUCUUGACCCACAGUUCUUCUCCUUCUUCUUCUUUUACAUGUUUAGAAUUGGGGAGAAAAAUCCAUCACAAUUAUGGGUAGAUGUUAAGAGAGAAAGAGAUGAACAUUUUUUUAAUGGUAGAAGGCACGGGGAGUGGGUGAGGAAGUAAACAUCCAAUCUUGAUUUGUCAGUGCUGCUGUUUCUUUUCUUUUCAGUUACUGGAAUUUAUAUUCGCCACAUUAUGAAUUGAACCAUGACUGCACUGCAAUGACCUUUGAUUGCAUUGAUGGUUGCUGGAUGGCAUUAGAAUGUCAUCUACAAAUGCCGUAUAUUUGUAAGAAGGUGCCAGAUGAUGCUUGGCUCUAAGAAGACACCUUAAGAUGAACGAAACUGGAUCCCAUGAUCUCUACACAAAAGCAAAACCAAGAGAUCACUUCCACCCCAAUGUUUUAAUGCACAAUCCACACUCUGCCAUCUAGAUUAUGGGACUCUUUGGCAUCAGCCCUCAAAAACACCUUGAAAAGACCUUAUUCUGCAAGAUCAGACAUAGAUGGCUACAAAAAUAGAGAAUGGAAGGGUCCAGUCAUAGCCUGUUUUCUGUUUAAUGCAUUUAUUUGCAAUGCAUACCAAUAUUUGUUUCCUUACUCUGUGUGUUUGAUGCCCCAUUGCCCCUUCUGAUUUCCAUCGCCAAUACCUUACAAGGCACAUAAGGACAACCCUGCAUGCCAGGCAAUGAGCAUGGGGGCCACCUAACGUUUGGUGGGCCGACUAUGCCCAGGAAAAAGGCCUCUGGUUUCUUCAAGAAGGUAUAUUUAAAUACCUUUUUCAGUUCAUUAUAAAUCAUUUCCCAGAAAGCCUUAAUCCUUGGGCACGUCCACCAAAGGUGAAAGAAUGUACCUUCAGUUUCUUUACAUUUCCAACAUUUGUUAUCGGGCAAAUGAUAAAUUUUUGCAAGCUUGACUGGGGUCAUGUACCACCUGUAUAUCAUUUUCAUAAUAUUCUCUCUUAAAGCAUUACAUGCUGUAAACUUCAUACCUGUGGUCCACAACUGUUCCCAGUCAGCAAACAUAAUGUUAUGUCCAAAAUCUUGUGCCCAUUUAAUCAUAGCAGAUUUCACCGUUUCAUCCUGAGUAUUCCAUUUCAACAGCAAGUUAUACAUCUUUGACAAAAUCUUAGUUUUGGGUUCUAACAGUUCUGUUUCUAAUUUUGAUUUUUCCACCUGGAAGCCAAUUUUCUUGUCCAAAUUAUAUGCCUCCAUUAUCUGAUAAUAAUGAAGCCAGUCUCGCACUUUAUUUUUAGUUUCUCAAAACUCUGCAGUUUCAGUCUAUCUCCAUCUUGUUCCAAAAUUUCCCAAUAUUUCAGCCAAUUGGCCUCCAUAUUGAGCCUUUUCAGAGCUUUCGCUUCCAUCGGUGACGGCCACCUUGGGGUUUUGUUUUCCAAUAAAUCCUUGUAUCUUAUCCAAACAUUAAACAAUGCUUUCCUGACAGUAUGGUUUUUAAAUGCUUUAUGUGCUUUGACCUUGUCAUACCACAGAUAUGCAUGCCAUCCAAAUACAUUGUUAAAACCUUCUAAGUCCAAAAUGUCUGUGUUUUCAAGAAGUAGCCAUUCUUUCAACCAGCAAAAAGCUGCUGAUUCAUAGUAAAGUUUAAAGUCUGGCAGGGCAAAUCCACCCCUUUCCUUUGCAUCAGUUAAUAUCUUAAAUUUUAUUCUGGGCUUCUUGCCCUGCCAGACAAAUCUAGAAAUAUCUCUCUGCCACUUCUUGAAACAAUCCAUCUUGUCCACAAUUUGCAAUGUUUGAAACAAAAACAGCAUUCUAGGCAAUACAUUCAUUUUUAUCACAGCAAUACGACCCAACAGUGAAAGCUUCAAAUUUGACCAAAUUUCUAAAUCUUUUUCACUUCCGUCCAACAUUUUUCAUAAUUAUCUUUAAAUAAGUUCCCAUUUUUGGCUGUCAUAUUAAUCCCCAGGUAUUUCACUUUCUUAACCAGAGUCAAACCUGUCUCAUUCUGAAACCUCUCUCUUUCAAUCGGUGUUAAAUUUUUCUCUAAAACCUUAGUUUUUAACUUGUUCAGUUUAAAUCCUGCCACUUGACCAAAUUCUUGAAUUAGUUCUAAAACCCUUUUAGUACUAGAUUCUGGCUCCUGUAACGUCAAUACUAAGUCAUCUGCAAAUGCUCUCAGUUUGUACUGUUUGGCUCCGACCUGUAUACCUUUAACCAACCGGUCCCUUCUAAUCAUAUUCAGCAAAACCUCCAGGACCGAUAUAAAAAGCAGUGGGGAGAUUGGGCACCCCUGUCGUGUCCCUUUUUCUAUCUUAAAUUCUUCCAUCACCAGAUUAUUUACAAUUAAUUUAGCCUUUUGUUCAGAGUAUAUUGCAUCUAUACCAUUUUCAAAACCUUGGCCUACCCCCAUACCCUGUAGGUUCUUCUUCAUAAAACUCCAAGAGAUGUUGUCAAAGGCUUUCUCCGCGUCCACAAAUAUCAGAACUGCUUUAGUAUUUAUAUUCACUUCUAAUUUUUCCAAAAUAUCAAUUAUAUUCCUCAAAUUAUCAGACAAGUGUCUUCCCGGGAGAAAGCCCGCUUGAUCUUUAUGAAUCUCUUCCAUCAAUACUUUUUUCAAUCUCUUGGCCAAAAUGUCUGCAAAAAUUUUGUAAUCCACAUUAAGUAACGAUAUAGGGCGGUAGUUCUUAAGCUGAGUCUUUUCAGUCUCUGUUUUCAGUAUAAGUGUAAUGUACGCCUCUUUCCACGACUCUGGUGCCCUUUUCCCUUCCAAUAUUUCAUUGCAGACUUCCUUCAAAGGUUGUAAUAGCCACUCUUUCAAAGAUCUAUAAUAUCUAGAAGUCAGCCCAUCCGGUCCUGGAGAUUUGCCCAAUUGCAUAUUUUGAAUGGCACCUUCUACUUCCUGUUCAGAUAUUUUAUAGUUCAACAUUAGUUUGCUUUCUUGGGAGAUUUUUUGUAAUCCAUUUGUCUUCAAAAAUCGGUCUAUAUCCAUUUCUUUCUGUGGCCCUUGUGUGUAUAAUUGGUUAAAAUGCCUCUGGAAACAGUUUUUAAUCUCGAUUGGGUUAUGUAUAUUCUUUCCUUCCACUUCUAAGUUUGUAAUAGUAUUUAAUUUUUGUCUUUUUUUCAUUUGCCAGGCCAACAAUUUCCCACAUUUGUUAGCUGAUUCAAAUGUUUUUUGUCUCAUUUGUUUAAUUUUCCAUUCUAUUUCCUGAUUCAUCAUUUCCAUAUAUUGUACUUGGUAUAAUUUUAUUUCUCUCAAAAUCUCCUGCGACUUUGGUUUUGCUCUCAGUUUCUUCUCACUUUCUUUUAUUUUCUCCAAAAUUUUAUCUUUCUUCUCAUUUUGACUUCUCUUCUUUAUUGCAUUCUGUUGUAUCAGAAACCCUCUCAUGACAGCUUUGCUUGCAUCCCAGAUUACUCUUUUUUCUACAUUGGUGUUCAUAUUUAUUUCAAAAUAGUCUCUCAAAGUUUUUUGGGCCUUUUUAUACACUUCUUCAUCUCUAAAUAAGGUGUCAUUCAUCCUCCAUCUGAAGGAGCCAGUUGAUAUUUGUUUCAUCUCCAUCCUUACAGCGUUAUGGUCGGAGCAAGUUUUUGGGCAGAUUUCCACUUUCUUUAUCUUUGGUGCCAUUCCUCUAGUUACCCAUAUUUGGUCAAUUCUAGUCCAUGUCAUCUUGGCUUCAGAGAAGAAGGUUCCCUCUCUUCCCAAUGGGUUCUUUACUCUCCAAAUGUCCACUAAAUCCCUAUUGUCUGUCAUCUCAAAAAAUGUUUUCGGUAGUCUACCAUCCUUGGUAACUACCUGUCUUUGUGCCUUGUCCAUGUUUGUAGAUACUACUCCAUUCAUGUCCCCCAUCAAAAUCAGAUUGUAAUCCAAAUAGUCCAAUAAGAUCUCAUGCAACUUUUUAAAGAAUUCAGAUUUCCCCUCAUUCGGUGCAUAAAUUCCUACGAUCAAAAAUUUCUCUCCUUGAACUUGAAUUUCGAUUGCCAAAAAUCUUCCUUGUUCAUCUUUAAAAAUUAAUUUCGGUAAUAAUCUCUCCUUUCCAUAUAUCACAACUCCUCUUUUUUUAACUUUGUCAGAUGAGAUAAACUCCUGUCCCAAUCUUUUAUUAAUCAGUAGUUUCCUGUGUAGCCUUGUUACAUGUGUUUCUUGUUAUCAAAUCAAGUCCAAUUGUUCCUUUUUUAGUAAAUGAAAAACACUUUUUCUCUUUUGAGGAGAGUUCAAACCAUUACAAUUCCAACUUAACAGUUGCAGAGCCAUGAUGGGGUUACUUCACUUUGCCUCCAACUGCGCCAAGUGUCUGUUCUUGUUCUGUCGAUGGUGUCUCUUUCUCUGGACCGUGCAAUCCAAAAGAUAAGUUUGCUAUGUCUAGUAUUCCUUUUUCCAGUGCUUUUGGCUCUUCUCCGGAUUCCGCUUCUUUCUGUAGAUCUUCUUCGUAAUCUUUCAAAAACCUAUCUUUAUCGUUGACUGAUCUUAUUUUUAUCUUUCUUCCUUUGUAUUUAAAGGAUAGGCCUUGAGGAAAUUCCCACCUAAAGAUAAUUCUAUUUCUUCUCAACAGGGCAACUAGGUCUCCGUAGUUAAGCCUUAAGUCCAAAAGAUGUUUUGGAAUAUCCUUAAAUAUCUCCACACUUGAGUCGUAAAUUUCCAAAGUCUUUUGAUAGUGCAGAUUCAAAAUUUUGUCUCUCUCCUCUUUUGUUCAAAGAGUAAUCAAGCAGUCCCUCACCUUGUUCCUCCUUUGUCCUCUUCCAAGUCUAAAUGCAUUCACUAUCUUAAAUUCUUCCUUCCCCAAAUCCUGUUGCCAAAAAUCUGUAAAUUCCUGUGUAAGAAAUUCAGCCAAAUUAUCUUUCUCACGUUCUGGUACAGCCCUGAUUCUUAGAUUCCUUUGUUUCUCUUUCAAUUCAAUCAUAGACAGUGUCAAACCGUGGUCCUCCAAUUGCUUGUAUACCAGUGGUAUCUUCUCUUGAGUAGCAGUUGCUAUAUCUUUUGCUUCUUCAGCUAUCUUUCGGGUCGAAGCAGAUUCCUGUAAUAAUUUUUCAAUAGACUCUGUAUUGGUAUUCACCUUCUGUCCCAAAUUAUUAAUGCUUGUUGUAUUCAGGUCAAUUUUAACUGAUGCUUCAGCUACUUGUUUAUUUGUCUCAGCUACCUGCUUAGCUAAAUUUUCCAAAGAUUCAUUAAUUUUUCCAAGUGCAUGUGCCAAAACGUCUUCGGACGACAUUACUUUUGGUUUGACCUGUGGAGGAGCAGCCCCUGAUGUUCCAGAUGCUCCAGAUGUUGAAGCCCUUCGCUGCUGUGCAGUGUCUGUCCAAUAGGGUCUGCCAGACCUAGUAGUUUUUUCCUGCGCCAGCUCUAACUUUCCUCUCCCAUCUGCCAUAGCACUCUCAUGAGAAUUCAAGGUCGAUCCCACAGUUGAAAGUUUGUUUUGGAAUGGAAUUUUCCUCUAACCCAGUUGUUAUUGUAGCAAUGUCGAACCUCCUCUAGGGGGACACAGUAACAGCCAAAGCUUGCAACUUUUAGAAACAAAAAUGGUCCUUAUAAGUCCCCCAAUUCACCUAAAAACAACAGUUUCAGUUGCACUUAAACAGUUACUUUAGAACCAGGAGAAGUCCAGAAACACUGUAUCUCUUUAGCAGAGUUAGCUGUCAAAAGUCCUCUGCUUACAGAUAGGCUUUUCACAGAGCGGCAUUCAUCUCAGGGCAGUCCGUUCCCAGGUUUUAGACGGUGGAUUUUAACUUCCUUUUCCCUUAUUUUUUUGCAGAUUAGUACAGCUCAAACCUUUCCCCCCUCCUCUCCUGCAAUCCGGAGGGGAGAUCGUUUUUCUGAUGUUGCGAUUUCAGUCUUUUUCAAACGUCUUUCCCAGUUUCCGCUUACAGUCUCUUUGCUUUGAUCUAUCUACAAGAAAGGAAGGCAGACUUCCUGUUUGUACCUUCCCGCUUCGGUGCCGAAUUAGCUUAUUAUUUCCUUUAAAUCCAAUUUAAUCCUACUCAUGGGUAGUUGCUUUCAACGUCGAAUUGUCCCAGGAAAAAGUCAGCGCUCUCCGAUAACGGCUAUGCAGCUUCACUCCGCGGAAGAAGCAGUCGACUCUCAGCACUGCGCCACUCACCCCGUCUCGCUCCCGAACCUUUAAAAAGGGUCCUUUCACGACUUGGGGGGGGCGCAAAAGGUGCCCGCCGAGUCCCCACGUUCACAGGCUUCACCCGCCUGUGAUUUUUAAAGGGCCCCCGCUUCGCCGCAGCGGUAGGACCCGAUCCCGCGGAGCUAGUCCCUCAGAGACUCAGAGGGAAUCCGCCAUUAUAGAUGGCGCCGACCCGGAAGUCCCAUAAAUGGGAGGAGUUUUGGAACGCCUGACAUCACAAGGGAGGUGGUUCUUAGCCAGUGGGAGGAUGAAAUUAGAGAAAAGAUUGUUCCAUGACAACACCAAGGUAUCCAAACAGAAAGAGGUCUGAGGGGUGUAACACUUUCCUUACAAGCUAUGAUAAUUGCAGGGAUUUAUUCCAGGGCCAAAAGGUCACUAAGAGGCUAAAUGAUAAGGAGCUUUUAUAAACUACAGAUGGUUUUUCUCUUUUAAAUACUAGAACUUAGGGUCAUCCAAUGAAACUGGGUGGUGGUACAUUAUAAGGAUGUGCACAGGUGCUGUCUUGCCAGUGCCCCAUAAUGGCUGUUUGGCCCAUAGCAACCACCAGGCAAGCAAGAGGUUCUUUGGAUUCCCCUGGACAGAGAAUUGACAGACUCUUAGGUAGAGACAAACUUUUAAUAAUUGGUUAACAUUAGCAAAGAAAUUAAUCAGCAACGUAGAAUAGAGUCUAAUAUAAAGCCAACAGCAACUGGAAAUACGUACAAAGCUAGCAAUAUAACCAAUAAGCAAAAUAUCUUAGGCAAAAAUAAUCAUUAUACAGAUAGCAUAGGUUCAGUCACCCCAGCCAAUGGAGAUCUGUAAGGAUUAUCUGGGACACUUCAGACUGGCAGGUGGUCAUUCUCUUCACAUUCUGGAAUGGAGAAUAGAACAAUGUAUCAAGAUCUCCCUGUCUCCUUCAGCUGCUGGCCCUUAUAUAGUCCAUAGUGUAGGUCUCCUGACAAGCUGGCGACAGAUGUAAUUCAUGAUGUAAUUCCAUUCCCAUCCAUUGAUCUGGCCUGGGAGUCGACGCACGUGGGCAUGAGAGCCUUCAUUUGCAUUCUUUAUCUCUGUGGUUCGGUCAAAGUAAGGUUACUUUCCUUGUUCCCAGACAACUGCUUCCUCCUUCCUUCCCCUAUGCAGUCAAGUGUUUGAUAGCUGGCCAAGCCAUGAAGUUGCUUUCGCUUCUUCUCCAACAGCCAGGUUCCUUAUAUUAAAGCUCCAGCUACAUUGCAAACCAGGAGCACCACAUUCUGUUUUAUUCCCUGGCAAUACAGGUGCCCUGCUCUGAUUCAUGGGCCCAAUUUAUUUAUCCAGAUCCAGAUCAUGAUCCAGAAAAUAUAAGGCUUCGGAUAACCCAUUUACAAGCAUAUCAAGGGCUGCUAGUUCAGAUGGCUUUGAAACCGGAUUAGACAACAGCCGCCUUCUUUCUUUCUUUUAGCCACAGCAUCAGAUGUCAGGCUGGGUCUUUGCAAAAAGAAAACAAAAUGGCACACUUGGGGAGCCUGGGUAACAGCUUCCCCUCUACUUCUUUUCCAGGUCCAACUCAUGCUCUCCAAAGUCUUGUUAGACUCAAUUGGAUUUACAUGCAUCCAACUGAGACCAGAUCUAGUACUCCAUCUUUUCUGAUGAUCAGAAGGCAGUUAUAUAAUUAAAUGCAUACACCUUCCAUCAAGGAUGGGGAGCAUGUUAUUGGUCUACAACUUCUGUCAUCCCCAACCAUUGACCAUGAUGCCUGUGACGGAGGGAAUUGGCACCCAGGAACAUCUGAAGACCUCAAAUGAUAAUGAUAAUGAUAACAAUUUACUAUUUAUACCCCGCCCAUCUGGCUGGGUUUCCCCAGCAACUUUCUGGGCGGAUGCCAGCAGAUUAAAAACAAAAUAAACAAAAUAAAACACCACACAUUAAAAACUUCCCUAAUAGAUCCCACACUAUCUAUUAAAUGGUGAACAUCUUACUGGAGCCCUGUAAACUAGAUGUCCAGGAGUUUAGAGAGGAAUAGGAUGCAAAAUGAGAAUGUGCUAUAUUACUUAAACCAUUUUUAAAAAUGCCUUGGAAUCCAUAUGGAACAUCUCUUUUGGUUUAAAACUGAGAUUGAUCCAACGAAAGGAAAAGAGAAAGACGUUUCGGUUAUAUUGGACACAACAAUGUAUUUAUGGGAAAGGAUGGUCUAAUACUGAUAGAGGCUGCUUUCUACCUAAUGUGCUCAUAGUCUUAUUCUCCAUUUGUUUUUAUCUGAUUCUAGAUUGUUGCUUCACAGACAAAACUGAGAGGAUGGGGAAGCCAGCACCCGCAAAGCCUGCAAAGCCCAAAAAACCCACAAAGCCUACAGCACCAGCGAAGGCAGAACAACCUGCAACCAUAACUGAUGGUCUGUAUACAGCACAGUCAUAUGGGCUGAGGUUUCUCAUAAAGUAGAGGAAUGCACAAGAAAUGCAAAGCUUCCGUCUACUUCUUUUCCAGGUCCAACUCAUGGUCUCCAAAGUGGUGGUGGUGGUAGUUAUAAAUUUAUUUAGUUUUUCAAAUUAAAAUUUUACAAUCACAUAUGCAGCACUAUUAUGAAUAGGAAAAGAGUGCUGGAGAUACUUAACCAAGACAUAAGAAUGGAUCAAGACUUGCCUCCUCCCCUUUGUGGGUCCUAUUAUUAGUCAUGGAUGGUCUAAUACUGAUAGACUCCAAAGUGUAAUGUUGGAAAUGCCUCAUUGAGACAUAUUUUUGGCCUGAUGUUUUUGACCAUUUCAACUUUAUUCCAAGAAAUCCUUGAAAUUUGUAGAUGUGCAUCUACUUUAAAAAUUAUGUUUCUGUAAUAGGGAGAUUAAGUGCAGGACAACAAAAGUGAAUUCUGUGAACUUUCAUGCUUUACAAGAGACUUAUACUCCAACAAAUGUGUUCAUAGUCUUAUUCUCCAUGUUAAAAUGGCUUGCUGUUUCACAGACAAAACUAAGAGGAUGGAGAAGCCAAGACCUGCAAAGAGAGCAGAGUCCAUAAAUAAUGAAGCAUCCAGAAAGGAUUCAGCAGAAGCAGCAGCAAAUGAAACUGAUAGUCUGUAUCACAGUCAUAUUGGACGAGGUCUCUCAUAAAGUAGAGGAAUGCAUGGGAAAGGGAAGUUGAUGGAGAGACAGGCAGGGAGUGGACCCAGUCAUAUUGUGCCAGGGAGGAGUGCAGAGAAAAGCACACACAGCUCUUUGGGUGCCAGAGAUCCACGAAGCCCCAUAGAAACCCCAGGAUUCAGCCCACUCUUUGCUGCUGGCUGUGGUGUUCCUUUACUGUAUGGAGUCCAGAAUGGCUCUACCAUUAGGCAGAAUGAGGCAAUUGUCGCAGGUAGCAGGUGCUGGGGUGGGCAGAGAUGGGUAGACCACACAAGCUGCUCUGCACCUCCUCAGUUACUCUGCUGUCCCAUCAGCAGUAUCAAAAUAAGAGCCAAUGGUCAGUCCAGCUCAACUUCUGUAUGUGGCAUUAUGUGUACAGGGGGAGCAUCUUGUCAUUUGUUUGGGGAGCAGAAAGUCAUUUAGUAUCAGACACUACUGUUUUCUGAUCCAGACAUUGGUCAGAAAAGUUUCCUCAAGCAGCAAGGCUUCUCGCUUUGCUUCCUCCACCUGCUUACCCACCCAGAUUACCACCCCAUGAACCAUGGACUGUCUCUGGCUGAUGGCUGCCACAGCAUAUGGAACCCCUUUUCCUGGGCUGGGAAUGGUAUGUUGGUUACUGAUGGUUAAAGCAGAAUUUUCUUUCUUCAAGCAUCUGGUUUUCAGAACGUGGUUGCUUUCAUCACAUCUCCAACGGGUGAAAGAUUUGUUGUACUUGAGAUUUUCAUCCUCACUGCCAUGACACUGCUGAUUUUCCUUCUAUGUAAGUAUAUAAUUAGCAUACUUUGCAACUAAUGUCACGGGCGUUCCUUCAAUGCCAACAGCAUUUCCAAAAAGAGAUGGCAGGAUCCACCUUCCAUUUAUCCCUUUGAUCCCUCUUUGAUUUCAUGGAGGGAGUUACAGCUGUCACCCAUUGAAAGCAAUGUCACUGUUUUGUUCUCCCUGAAUAAGUGAGUUCCAGCACUUCGAACAGAAGCAUAGGCUAACACAAGUCCCUGGAACACCCUGGACAAUUCCCUUUCCCAAUUGCAAUUCUCUGCUCCUUUCCCAAGUAAUCCUCAUUUGCUGGGGGAGAGCCCCCAUUCCUGAUCCUCUCCACCCUGCCCUCUGCUAGGGCUCCAGUCCCUUGAAGGAAAAUGCUUGGGGGAAACAGGCUGCAAAGGAAAAGGCCAUGGCCAAAGUGGGUGGGUCCAGAGCCUACGUAAAUAUCUAGAUAUAUGCAAGGCUUUUUUCAGCCGAAAUUCAUCAGGACUCAGUUCCAGGCCCUCUCAGGUGGGCUCCGUUGCCAAUCUAAGAGAACAAGGGAGGCAUUCAUGCUGAGUUCCAGUGCCUGUUUUUCUAGAAAAAUAGCAUUGGAUAGAUGAAGAAAUGGCCUGUUUGCAUAGCUAAUUCAUUUUUAAAGGGCACUCCAAAGUAAGCAAAGCUCAGGGGGGAGGAAACCAAAUGAUCCAAGAAUUUACAUAUUUUGAGCAUACGGCAGGGCAUGAGGGAGCUUGGCAAAUGCAAGUGUGUAGGACAAAGAGGACAGGUGCAUCUAGACAACCAAAAAUCUAAAGCUCUCAAAGGAAGGCCAACCAUCUGAUGACAGAAGGAACAGGUCAAAUGGAAACAGGACUUCAGAGCGCCAGGGCAGCCACAAUCAAGGCAUAGGAAACCAAUAUAAGGGCUGGGAGCAGAAAAUAUAAAAAGUAUUAAAAGCAGUUUGGAACCAAAUAUCCCCUCCCCUAGCUCAUCAGACUAGUAAGCUAGAACACAAUUUCUUCAUAUUUUUUUCUACCUACCUCCUCCUUAGAUCAGAAAGAAAUGAAAAAGAGAGAGGAGAUUCAGGAGGCAAUGAAUAUGAUUCGAAACUUUGUUGUUGGAAUUGAACCAUUCUAUCUGGACAAGGAUGGUAAGCAUUUUAUUUCCACAUCCUCACUUUUGCUAGAACAUGUUUAAUUUAUAGAGACUGCAAUUCCUGUAGUUCAAUUUGGGAUUCGUAUUUUGUGAGCAAUACAUAUAUUCAGUGAAACUCAUCACUUUUUUUUCAUUGCUCAGCAGGAAGAAAAGCAGACGGUUGUGAUUCUCACAUCUCCCCACUAGAAUUGCUGUCCUUCCCCAUCAAACUGUAAUUCACAAUGUUUGUGCUUGUGCAAUAUUUGUGCUACUACAAGAUUUUAGCACUGGCACAAGGGAACUGUGUCCCCACUUCUCCCUUCUCUUCUGCCAUCCCCAAAACUGCACUCCAGGGUGGGGAAACACUUUGGGUUCCUGUAUUUUUUGUAUCUCAUGAAGCAUAAUUGAAAACUGCAAAGUAUUCUUUGUAUAUUUGGCUUUACUGUGUGACUCAGUGGGAAAUUUGUUUGUGACUUUGUGAUUCCCAGCAGAAAAGGAGGACAUAGGAGGGGAACAUAAGAGAUACUUCAUGAGUCACUUUCAAUAUCAUCUUCAUCAUAAUUUUUUAUUUGUAUGCCGCCUUUCCACAGUUAAAAAACAAUUCUCAAGCAGCAUAAUGCUCAAUGCUUACAGCAUAACAAGAUUUACAUAAUUAAAAAAGUCAUAAACAAAUAAACCACAUAAAAAAUACACAACCAAAUGGGAAACAAUUUCCACAUAAAUCAAACUCUAAAACUAAGAAUAUAGCAUUAAUAUCACAGUUUAAAAUGACAUAGGUAAAAAAUAACAGCAGUUUAAACAUAAAAACAAAAUGGAGUCCUCUCUGCCCAGCAGCAGCAGAGGCAGCCGUCCUUUAGAGAGCUUAUCAGACCCUGCCCUAGACCAGGAGGUGCGUGGCAGGACUCAGGAGCUGUGAUUAGGAUAGUGGAUUGCAUGGGUGUUUGGUCUGAUCCAGCUGCAGGAUUCUUCUGAGGCUUUUCAUUGGUGAUCUCAGCCACGGAGAAUCAAGUCUGCCCUCAUAUUCAUAAGAACCCCAUCCUGGAGCUCUGCUUCUUGUUUGAGGCUAGAUUGUUUUAAAAUGUUUGAAAAUGGUUUCUUAAUAUUCACAGAUUGUUAUUUCAGAUACUCCUGCCUUAAACUGUUUCACACCUUUAGACUUCCAAAUACUCGCUGCAGCUCAAAACUUAUCAGAUAAAGUGCGGUAUCUUGAAAACAGGAAUGAUGAACUGCAAAAGGAAAUUGGUAAGCUACCCUAUGAUGCUGAAGAAUUGUAGCACAGUGAGAACCUGCCCUGAGUCUGCACCAGUUGAAUGUCCCUCCUCUAGCUGAAUACUCCUAGAGCCAGAGCAGAGUGCUGCCCUCCUUUGCACCCAGCCACCCUAGGGAAACAUCAGAGAUAUUCAGUUCAGCUCUCCUGAUCUGCUGAAUUGAUUUAGCUUCUAUGGUGAGGAAAGAAAAGACUUCGUUAUUUUUGCUGUAGCAGAGACAAUCAAAACAGCUCAGCUAAAAGACCUGUCCUUUAUUAUAUUCACCCAUGGGAGAGGGAUUCUUGAAUAGCACUCCCGAGGCAACUUCCACCAACUUGUUCAGAGAGACUGCUGGGCAGUGGGGUGGUUGGUGCAACAGCAAAAUUUCUCCCCAGUUUCACAAGCCCAUCAUCAGAAAGGAGCCCUCAAGCCCCCUCACAUAGUGAAUUGGCUCAUUGGCAUGUGGGUUAGAAUACCUGUGGACAAUAGCAACCCUCUCUCUACCCACGGGCCUGAUCUGUUGCCACAGCAAGUACUCAGACCGCCAAAGCUAGGUCAGGAUAGGGUCCUCCAUUUAUCUGCACAGGUCUCUAAGGUGGGCUCUCCUUCACUGGAAACAAUUCCUAAAUAGGUAAUGAAUUUUAGGUGGGUUCCCACCAAGCAAGACCCAGUGAUAACAGCAAGAACCUUUUAUUGAACUAACAGAACUGGACAACAGGGGCAAAGCAACUGCUUAUAUACAUUUCUGAAGUCCUGGACCACUGUCACUCUCAAUAUGAUUGGUUGUCUAAACUCCCAAGCUGAGAAUCAUAACUGAGAGUUUAAGGGCCAAUCGCAAUAGCCCAAAUCCUGAAAUGUCCUGUGAUUGGAUAUCAUGUAUCUAAUCAGAACCCAGGGGUUCACAAUCCUUAGUGCAGACUCAAGCUCAGGCAAACACAGACCACUGAAUACAUAACACCCCUCCCUCUUAGGCACAAAACCACACCCCCAUCAACACACAUAGCCAUCAAAGUGGUGAGGGCAGUGCCUCACCCUCUGGGAGUGCUGAAGCUCAUUGCUAAAAACAUGGUGGAGGAAGGGGAAAAAAGAUUUACAACAGAAAACAGAUUUUGUUAUACAUAAAAAAAGGAAAAUAUCUAGGAGUUUUGUUAACAGCUAAGAAUAUUAAUUUAUAUACUGCCAAGAAUGUUGUUCUUAUUUCAAUCAGUCCCGGUGAUAGGCAGUGUUGGAUGCUUUGAGCAAUGGCAAAAUGACAUUUCCAGGUUUAUCUGGCAGGGGAAGAAACCAAGGAUAAAAUAUAAAUUACUAACAGAUGGAAGAAAGAGAGGUAAUUUCUCCUUGCCGGAUCUGAAAUUCUAUUACGAAGCAUCCUGUUUCUGCUGGCUCCAGGAUGCUGGAUCACGCUGAAAAGUGCACACAUUCUAGAUGUAGAUUUAUUAUCUAUUCUAGAUAAUAGAUUUGGAUGGCAUGCUUACAUAUGGUACGAAAAAGCAAAGGUACAUAAAGCAUUUCAGAAUCAUAUAAUAAGAAAAUUGAUUUUCAGCAUAUAGGAAAAAGUAUAAAAAUCUCUAUUUGAGGGGGUGGGACCCCUGGUGGAUUUUCCCUUUGGAAGCAAUAUCUUUGAGAAAAGUGAACAUAAGAGGUAUAGAUACUGCUAACUGAAGUAGAAAAUCGGUUAAAAUUAAAAAAAAAAUUAAGAGAUAAGAGAUGGGCUACUAGCAACAGAUUGGCUACAGUAUUUUCAGUUGAGUGAUAUCUUCAAGAUAGACACAAAGAGAGCUUUUAGUCAUGAGAUAUCAAGAUUCCAAAAAGAACUUUUGGAAAAUAGUACUAAAACAUCUUUCCAAAAUGUAUAACCUGCUCCUAGAAUGGCAUACAAAGGACGAACAGGUUAAAUUGGUUAUGAUAAACUGGGCAAAGGACUUAGGACAUAACAUACAAAUAGCAGAUUGGGAGAGGCUAUGGAAAACAGAUUUGAAAUUCACAGCAUGUUGUACGCUGUAAGAAAAUUAAAUGAAAAUGAUGUAUUGGUGGUAUCCAACUCCUACUAAGUUAUCCAAAAUGGAUAGAACAACCUCUAAAAUUUGUUGGAAAUGUAAAGAGAAGGAGGGUAGCUUUUAUCAUAUGUGGUGGUCAUGCAAGAUAACAAAGUCUUUCUGGGAAUUAAUAAAUAAUGAAUUGGAAAAAAUGUUUAAAGUUACAUUUGUUAGAAAACCAGAAGCAUUUCUGCUAGGAAUCUGUUAGGAAUCACAGGUUCUGAUAUUCCAGAAGACCAGAAAGGACUGUUUAUGUAUGCAACAACUGCUGCAAGGAUGCCACUAGCCUAAAGAUGGAAAGAAGCAACAAUUCCGAGCAAGGAAGAAUCACAAACUAUGCUGGACUAUCCUGAAAAGGCAAAAGUGACUGGCAGACUCAGGAAUCAAAAAGACAGUGACUUUAAAAAAGCUCUCCCCUCGCUGCUAGUUUGUAUCAGCCACAAGGGGCAGGGGCCAGAGUGCAAGUGGUUUUCCUGACCGAUCCAACGAAUUAUUUUAUGAUUUAUAUACAAUUGUGUACAAUUGUGAUUUAAUUUGUUGGAAGCCACCCAGAGUGGCUUGGGGAAACAUAAAUAAGAGAAUAUAGGUAAAGUAUUAUGUUGUUGUUGUUGUUGUUCUAGAGCUUGGCUAAACCUCAGCAGGAGCACCUGUCAUAUCAGCUGGAAUACCCCCCAGAGCCAUUUGGAAGCCCACUGGAUUCAUCCUGUCAGCUCAGGCAGGGAGACUGCUUGGCAGCAAAGUGGGUGGUAAAGCAGCAGAAUCCCUCAUCUGUCCCAGCUGCCCAAUGCCAGGAACCUACAUUCUAGAUUCCCCUCCCCACUCCACAACUCAACAGAGGGCCUGGAGAGAGAAAGAUAAUUUUGAUAAACCACAACUACAGUGGUGCCUCGCAAGACGAAAAGAAUCCGUUCUGUGAGUCUCUUCGUCUAGCGGUUUUUUCGUCUUGCGAAGCAAGCCCAUUGACGGAUUAGCGGAUUAGCGCUAUUAGCGCUAUUAGCGGCUUUUAGCGGCUUUUAGCGGCUUUUAGCGGCUUAUCAGCUUAUCGGAUAAGCAGAUAAGCGGCUUAACGGCUUAGAAAAAGGGGGGGGGAAAGGGGAAAAAAACCGCAGGAACUCGCAAGACAUUUUCGUCUUGCGAAGCAAGCCCAUAGGAGCUUCGUUUUACGAAGCACCUCCAAAACGGAAAACUCUUUCGUCUAGCGAGUUUUCCGUCUUGCGAGGCAUUCGUCUUGCGGGGCACCACUGUACUCCCCCUUCCCAACCUUCAAGUCUGCCCUGAUUCUGCCCUAAGUAUCCAGGUGGAAACAAGUAGGUGAGGUUCUUCUGUGCUCCCUGUUCCACCUAUGCCCACCCAGGUAUUUACUACAGCAUCAACAUGGGUUGAAGAGUUAAUGUUUUUCUUGUUUUAAGAUUUCUGAGCUUCCUAGAUGAAUAUAUGUUAUCAUGUGGUGACAGAAAUGAACUUAACAAAAAUAAUUGAAAUCUGCACAGACGUACAAGGUGGCUCCCCUUAAAUUCCCUAUCUUGUUUUCUUUUUCUCUUCUUCCUCUGGCUUGACUCAAAGACAUCCUUACUAGAAACUUGAAAGAUGGUUGGAUUAUAUUUUCAAGUUCGUUCUAUCUGUUUUCUCCUGAGCUACGCUCAUGGGUGGAUUCCAAAGACAAGUGUGAGAGGGAAGGUGCCCAGCUUGUUUCUGCAGAUACAGAUACAGAAGAAGAACAGGUGAGCAUCAAAGCCGAGUAUCUCCUUGAGUCAAAGGGUUCUUAUCAUCACUAUCCAUUUAAGAAGGUCCUAUCCACCUGCAUGCAGCCAAGACAGCAGCUCCAUCAGUCAAGCCAAGGGGUGGGUGGGUCAGGGAGCAGCUGCUACCAUCUGGGACUCAAUGAGGUUUGUUAAAGCCGCUGAACUUGAAUAGCCUGAAACUGGCAGUCAUGAAGGAGGUCUUGGAGGAGGAGGAGGAGGAGGAGGAGAUACUUGAGGGGAAUCUAUCCCUUGGAUUUCCUGUAGAUUCUUCCUCUGCUCUUUGAGAUGUAUUGAGUGCUUAGAAAAAAGGUUUCCCUCACCACCCUAACCCUUUGGCAUGAGAGUAUCAUAGGAGCUUGCAAGGUAUAUCCUUCUCCCAGCCCCUUAGCCCGGGCAGAGGAGCUACUGGGGUGCUGCAGGGCACAGACAUGGGUGAGACCCCAUCAACCAUACCACAACCAGAUUGAUUGCAGUGUCUCUGGGACCAACAAACAAGCAUAGAUACAGAAAUUGGAGUAUUUGCUACACAGGUCACUGUCCCGAUAGAUGGUUCCAAGAUGAACUGUUCUAUGGCAGAGUCAUUUAUAGUAUCUGGGAAUUUUAACUCUGUGUCAUAAUGGAAUACAUAUGUAAACAGUCUCGGUGAGGGCAAAUGAAGUUACCCUUCAUUGCAAUAUUUCCUAAUUGGGAUUCUUCCUUGAUUCCAAUGAUCAUCACCCAUCAUCAUCAUAAUUUGUUUUUGUUUUUUUAAAUUGAUAUUUAUUAAAUUUUCAAAAAGUAACAAGUAACAACAAAAAUUUCCAAAAAAGUUUGAAAAUACAAAAAAAAAACAAAAAUAAUACAGAAAUAAUAAAGAAGAAAAAACCCAGCCGCAAAAAAGAAAAAAAGAAAAACAGAAAAACAGAAAUAUAAAAUCCUUUACGAUCUCCAUUAACUUCCUUUCUAGACUUCCUCCUCCUCCCCUCUCUUGUUUCUUAGUAUUUAAUUUUUACAGCAAAUCCUUUCUGUUUUUUCAUAACAAUCUAUCAUUGCGUUUCCUUGUUCUAUUUUCCCUCUUGUCAUAUAAAAACUUUAAAACUCAAAGCUUAUAUUCCAUAUUUAGCAAAUUCUUACAUCAUUACCUUUUUACAAAUCAUUUACCAAUCCUUACUUAAGUCAUAUAAUUUCAUUCAACAUCCUUCAAACAUUUAUAAACAUUCCCAAUAUUAAAAAAUAAAAAAUAAUAAGUCAGAUUCAGUCCAGUCAACUUCCAGCCUCCCCUCCCCUGGACCCGGGAUUGUCAGUCCUUUUAACCUCAAUAAUCCGGCUCCUUAACCUGGUUGUCUCGUGUCCGAGGCCCUCAAGUCUCUUUCUUGCCCCUUUCGCCACUCUUGUUGAUAUUUCCCUUUCAGUCGUGGAUACUCCAGCAAGAAGAUGCUUUUGACUCUUUGCAGCAAGUCCAUCCCAAACCCAUUACCCAAGCCAGACAGCAGAUAAUACCACUUCCAAUUUCCAGAAAACUUGGAGACUUCGACUACUCCAAUCCUCUGAUGGCCCAUCCCUAGACUCGGAAAGUCCAAAUAACCAUAUAGAGGGUGUCAAUCCAUCCCCCAUUUCCAAAUCUGACCACAUUUCAUCUUUCCGAAUCAGGUUUGUCCCAAGUUCAUUUAUCAAGUUCAAAGGCUGAUCUUGCCCAUCCAUAGGUCCCUCCAUCUCUGAAGCCUCCGUCGCUACAGCAGGUUCAUAUACUUGUAUAGACUUUAACUGAAUUUCAUUUGUUUGCUGCUGUGCUCUGGUGACUUCCGUCAUCAUCAAGGUCGACUCCUGACGCAUCUGGUCCAGCUGGGCACUUAAUUUUGCAAAACCUUCCAGGAACACUUGUUCAAGCCUUUGUACAAGCAUUGUCCUUCAAGGUCAAAAAAAUUCUUUCCCACGAGAAUGGUCCUUCUCUUUUAAACUCUCUGCAUUGCAAUUUCACUCAGUUCCACUAGAUGGAAAACCCUUUUUUUUUUUUUUUUUUUUAAUAGGGGAAAAACAACAGUAACAAUCUUUCUUUUUCCAGAAACACUUUAUCCAAAAUUCCCCCUUUCAAAUUCAAGAGGCAACAGUAGAAUCAAAAUGUUACCCUUCUUUUAACUAUCUGUCGAGCUGGAUAAGCUUCAAAACGUCAGUUCUGACAGCCCGCUCCUGGUUCAGGGCGGUGGAAAAUUACUUUAUUUUAAACUCACUUCCGCAGGGUUGAAAAGAUCAAAACAACCCCCUUCUUCUCCUGCAAUCAAAGGGGGUUCAGAAAUCUUAGAUGUUGAAUUUUAGUUCUCUCAGAAUUUAGUUUUCAGGCUUUAGUAUAAUUUGUCUUUGCUUUCUUCACGUAACAAAAGAACGGAAGGCGACUUCCUGUUUAGACCUUUCCGUUCCGAGUCCCAAUUAAAUUCAAUUUCAAGUUCAAGUCCAAUGUUAUUUAUUUAUUCACCAAUCUUAAAAGUAGUUCAGCUCUUCCAGGAUCAGGUACUCACGGAUAGAUGUUUUAGAUGCCAAAUUGUCCAGGAAAAAGGCAGCGCUCUCCGAAAGCGGCAGUGCGGCUUUGCUGCACGGAGGAAGCAGUCGACUCACGGCAGCGCGCACCUCCCCCUCCGGUGCCCGUUACCGGGCUCCUGUACAAGGGAGAGAGCGCUCUCGGUGCCCGCCGAGUCCCACGCCCACAGGCUUCUUCCGCCUGUGGUUUUUAAGGGUCCCCGCUGCGCCGUAGCGGCAGGACCCAAGCCUCCGUGCAGCGGGUUCCCUUCAGUUCGAAGGGAAUUCCGCCAUUUUCCGGAGGCGCCACCCCGGAAGUCCCAUCAUCAUCAUAAUUUGGAUCAGGGGGACAAUAUCAUAUCCUCAGCACACAAUUAUUCUUGGUGCUUGAUGCAACCAUACAUGGAAUAGUAUGUAUUAUUUUGAUCACUGCUUCCCAAAACAAUGUGGAUUGGACCUUCAAUGGUGACACCUCCUCCUUUUGAAAUGUGUUUGUUUUAUGCCAAUUGAAUGUUUGUAAAGGGCUAUUGUCUCCCCGAGAAAGGGACAUUAUCAAGAAAGGCUUUGAGAGAAGUGCCUUGCUCCUCAUUCCUACUGAAGAUUUUCUGUUUUUUCUUUCUCUCCACGCCUACCGUAGUUUUUUAUAGACCAGCAAGUAAAAGAUCGUAGAAAGUUUUUUUGGAUUGGACUCUUUAAAGACAAGGAAGGGAAGUGGACAUGGGUGUCAGGGAGGCUACCUGAAACCGAGUAAGUUUUUGAAGUAACAUAUGUUAAUGGCAUAAAUUCCCAAAACUUGCAGAUUCUGUUUACAUAAUUGAUACUUUCCCUCUCCAAAUAUAUUUUGCCAUGCAAUUUUCUCUACUACCAAAGAUCUACAUAUAUACCCCUCCACAUUAUUGUCCAGGUGAGUGACUGCUGCUUCUCACUAGAUUGGAGAGGCAGAAAGGCUUCUCUAACCUAGUGAAUGUGGUGAUUUGGAAGAGGAUGAAGGCAUCCUUUUAAAUGGUUUGUGGUGAUUAGCUCAGCUUCAAAAGGACUUGCAGGGACCUAAAGCUGAGCAACACUCUUUAGGAAAGUAUUUCUACAGUUAUCUGCUAAGCAAUCUGAAUAACCAGCAAUCUCUAACCUAAAAUGAUAGCAGCAGAUGAAGUAAGUGUGUAAGAGAGGGUAGUUCAUGUCACUCUCUUGGAUAGAAUCAUAGACGCAUAGAAAUUUAGAAUUGGGCGAGACACCCAAGGGUCAUCUAGUCCAACCUCCUGCAAAACAGGAAUCACAACUGAAGAAUCCUUGACAGAUUCCUAAUAGCUUUUGCUGUCAGCUGGCAGUUUAAGGCAGUUCAUGGUUCCCUUUAAGUAUCUAACAACUCUUUUCAGCUUGUGUGGAUGGAUGUACAAGGUCAGAGUAAGAUCUCACUCAUCCACAACUUGGUAGUAGGACAGAGAACUGGACUGGCAUUUAUUACCAAGACUGGAUUAACAGAGGACUGCUUUAAAUUUUGCAAGGUCUUCUGCAACAAAAUCCAAUGACAUUCAUCUCCGUUGAUGCACCCAAUACCAACCACUAAUCCUUUUGGGCAAAGGUAUUGAGUAAACUUUACAAACGGGCAGUGGGGUUGUAUAAUACUAGCUGGGAACUUAAACCCUGUAUGCCAGUGGUUCCCAGUUAGCUAAGUACUGCAGACCCCUUGUUUUUCGAAAGCCAAACCAUCUUCCUUUGAAGAUUUCAAUAUCUCUGUGGCAGUUUUUGUUAUGUGAAUGGUAUAAUGGAGUGGGUGGUUUGUGGACCACCAAUUGGGAACCACUGCUGUAUGUGAACUUAGACUUGAUCAAAGGUCAGAUCCAAGCAGAGGUGGAGCUAGGUGCUCCGGCAUCUGGAGCGGUGUGUACCUGGGGGCGGGGCGAGUGUCCCAGGGGACUGGGCGCAUGUCUCCGGGGGGGCACCGGCUGCCAUGAGCCUCCUUGCAGGUGCAGCCUGUGACGAGUGUUGGGGGCAGCGCAGCAAUGCCACCCCCCCUCAGGGAUGGCACCCAGGGCAAGCUGCACCCACCCCACUCAAAUUUUUCUGCCUCUGGAUGCAACCCAAACAUCUCAUGGAAGUAAAAAAGACCCAUUUCACCAUUGUUACUAGUAUCAAUAGAUUCAUGGAGAGCUAAAAAUGAGUUAUACAAUACAUUUACAACAUUUUUUGUCUGCUGUGUAGUUCAACUUGAUUGAAUAUAAAAUGGACACUGGAGAAUGUAAGGCCUUAUCAGAUGUGACGAUAAACGGGAUGGAUGUUAAGACAGAAAUAACUAAACAUAUUUUUAAUGGUAGAAGGCACGGGGAGCAGGUGAGGAAACAGACCUCCAAUCUUGAUUGAUCAGUGCUGCUCUUUCUUUUCUUUUCAGGUACUGGAAUUUCUACGAGCCAAAUACUGAAAGGCACCACGACUGCGCUGCAGUUACCUUUGAUUGCUACAAAGGUUGCUGGAUAGCAUUAGAAUGUCAUCUACAAAUACCAUAUAUUUGUAAGAAGGUGCCUGAUGAUGUUUGGCUCUAA
Messenger RNA from Podarcis lilfordi (Lilford's wall lizard), 36342 nucleotides. The record is from the annotation of a GenBank genome assembly. Lineage: Eukaryota; Metazoa; Chordata; Lepidosauria; Squamata; Lacertidae.